UGACGUCACGAGAAGACCCUGUGAUACGCUGGUGGAAGUAGAGAGAAUCAAACCAUCAGCUACACCAGCGAGCUAAGAUUAUUAACAUUUAAAGACGAUUAUCAGUAAAUCAGCCUUUUAAGGGACAAGACAAGGCGCUUCAGGUCGCGCUGCUGGCAGCUUCUUUCCCCACAAAGACACAAAGAUGACGGCGGCGGUGUUUUUCGGCUGCACCUUCAUUGCCUUCGGCCCAGCCAUCGCUCUGUUCCUGUUUACCAUCGCCCGGGAGCCGCUAAGGGUCAUUUUUCUCAUAGCAGGAGCGUUUUUCUGGCUGGUGUCUCUGCUGCUGGCCUCGCUGAUCUGGUUCAUCUCGGUUCAGAUCAGUAACAAGGACAGCGUGACGCAGCAGAAAGGUCUCCUCAUCUUCGGCGUGGUGCUGUCGGUCCUGCUGCAGGAAACCUUCCGCUUCGCUUACUACAAGCUGCUGAAGAAAGCGAAUGAAGGCCUCCUCACUCUCAGUCAGGAGGAAACCAUGCCGAUCUCCAUACGGCAGCUGGCCUACGUGUCUGGCCUCGGCUUCGGCUUCAUGAGUGGAGCGUUCUCAGUGGUGAACAUCCUGGCGGACUCUGUGGGACCGGGGACCGUGGGGAUCCAUGGAGACUCUCAGCACUACUUCCUAUCUUCAGCCUUCAUGACCUUGGCCAUCAUCCUGCUUCACAUGUUCUGGGGUGUCGUCUUCUUUGACGCCUGCGAGAAGAAGCGCUGGUGGGCGGUGGGCGCUGUCGUCAUCAGUCACCUCGUCGUUUCCUGUCUGACCUUCCAGAACCCAGAGUACAUUGCCAGCCUGGUUCCCACCUACGUCAUCUUGUUCGUGAUGGGCAUCUGGGCGUUUUACUCCGCUGGCGGCUCACUCAGGAACCUCAAACUCUGCCUCACCUGUAAAGACAAGGACUUCCUGCUCGCCAACCACCGACCCAGAUAACGCAGCACGCCGGGCAGUGUGCAGGACUCUCUACCCAAAGAUGACCGAGUUCACACACACACACACACACACAGAGCGAAGAAGCAGUGUUAACCUUCUGUUAAUCUGCUGUUUCACUUAAGAGGUAUUUCAUCAUCUUGAAUCUAAAAACAUAAAGGUAAAAGCCGUGUAAGUUCCUCCAAUGAAAGGAACAAAAAGAUGAUUUUGAAUCAUGUCCAGCUCCGAAGCAGAAGUUUGUUUGUAUGAUGAGGUUCUAUUCAAAAAAUACAAAAUCUCUGAUAUCCGGCUGAUAGUGUCCCGUUUGUUGCUCUGAACGAAACGACAAACCUACAAAAAGUAAUUGAAGUUGGCAAAACUCUUUACAUUCUGUACAUAUUGCGAUGUUUUCAACCAUCUUCUUUUCAAAUGUGUAAAAUCUGUCAAAGGGUGGAUUUAUCAUUUAUGAGCAAAACUCUUUGUGUAAAUAUUGAUGCAUUUUUAAUUCCCUGAUGUGUAGAUAGCAACAAGUUUGAACCUUUUUUCAAGAUGUGAUAUCUUUAGUCUGUGUAAGAACUUGCCUUUGAUUUGAAAUGAACACAGAUUUGAAGAAGCUGAGAGGGGACAUGACUGGCAUUUAUUAGUUUGUUUAAUCCCAGUUACCUUGAGCUCAUGACGUAGUUUCUCCUGCAGGACAUAUACAUUAAGCAAUCCUGACUUCCUUUAGUUUUUUUUUGAUUAAGACAUAAAUAUUAAUGCGCUGAAUCAAAGAUAAAGGUUACUAGUUUAAAGGCUACAAACAUUUAAUUUCAAUGAAUUUAAUUUGCAUGGUUGUGUUCAUUACUAUUUCUCUCCUGUUAUCCCAAAUUGCUCUAACAUAUCACAAGUUCUGUCCCACAGUAAUUACAGAAUCUUAAGUGACGCACACAGCAGCUGUCAGUUACCGGAUUUCAGAUCUUAUGCAAGAAUAUUUCUUCUAUCUUGUUGUGGAGGAAAAAUGUUUAAUAUGGCCAAGUCCUUAUCUGAAGGUAACUGGAGUCAAAUAAAGUCUCUCAGCUUCCGUAUAGAUUAGCAGACGGUUCAUGUACUUUAUUUCUCACUUUUCUGUGUACACAAACCUACACUUAUAAAUUGAUAAAUACGACCAACAGGUGGAAGUUUGGGCUCAGUGAUCUUUGAAUGUUCAAUUCCUUUGUUUUGUUUUUCUAAUGUUUGUGAGCAAGUGCAGGAGUUGAUGUGAGUGAAAUUCCAAAUGAAUAAUGGUUUCCUCAUGCACCUGAUUUUAUUUUGUUGAUCUGCUGG
Molecule: messenger RNA, 2239 nt
Organism: Cottoperca gobio
Lineage: Eukaryota; Metazoa; Chordata; Actinopteri; Perciformes; Bovichtidae
Gene: aph1b
Product: APH1B gamma secretase subunit
Exons: 6
Coding region: 185-961 (258 amino acids)
Biological process (GO): positive regulation of catalytic activity; protein processing
Cellular component (GO): membrane
Source: RefSeq, a predicted model, not a curated record